GGAAGGUGUUUUGAUUCAUUCAAACAUAUUUGAGCCAUCUUCUAGUCCAACAAAAUCUUCCAGUUUGUCCUUCUCUCGAACCGCGUUGGCUGCCUGCCACACAAUUGCCCGCCGCCCUGCCGCAGCCGAUUUUUUGGCGCUUGGAAUCCCUGCCGCAUCACGUUGACCACACGAACCAGCCCGGAACAGGUGUGUGCACGUGUUGGAGGCAGUAUGCCGCAUACGCCCUGGCCAGACGUGAAGCCUAAGGCCCUCGAUCAUCACCGGGAGGACCGCACGCCUUCGCCCACCCGUGUGCCCAGCAGCGUGACGACGCCGUGGCCGUCACCAGUCACCGGCCUGAGUCAAAGUGAGUUGGAGGAUUCAGGAGCGGAUGGAUCCAAGAUCACUAUGGCCCAGCUGCUGCAGCUGGUCGAGUUCAUCCACUUCUACGACAACUGGAUGCCUCCGGACGAGAGUUUGGAACAUUUCUAUUCUGAAUGGAACUUGAAUCCAAAGGCUGAGAAGAAAGAGGUGCAGUUCUUCGAAGAUCAAAGGCGUGCGCAUUUCUACCGCCUAGGCAUCAAAUUGGUACAUCCCUUUGGCGAGUUGCCAGAGGUUGAGGAGAGCACAUCGGCCAACUUUAUUUGCGUCUUUUACGUGGGCCUGGAAGACGAUCAGGACUUUUGUUUGGUUAAGCGGAUCUUGGGCAAAGGCGGAUGCAAUAUGAAAGGAGUGGCGCAAACCUUCCACUCGAAGGUCCGCUUACGCGGCAAGGGCAGCGGCUUUCUGGAAGGCAGCCACGCUUUGGAGUUGGAUGCUCCGCUGCAGCUUUGGCUGUCUUGUCACGAGUGGAUGAACUACGUCGGGGCAGUGGGUGCUUUGUACGAGCUCUUGCGGGACCUGCACAAGCACUACAGACGCUAUGCUCGCGCGCAGUGUAUGGAGCCACCUGCGCUGAAGAUCAUCUACUCCGAAGAGCGUCGACGUGACCUGGAUGCUGAGAGGAAUUCCAAACUGAUUCACGUGGAAGACCAGUGGGCAAGGCCAUCUUGGCCGCGUCGACGAUGGUGGACGUCCACGAGGGGAUCGUACGGGAACUUCCCUCUGCUGAAGAAGGCCACGAAGGAUUCGUUGCAGGCCGAUGCGGAGGCCGGAAGCGCCACGUCGGAUGCGCCUCCGACGGCGCAUGAAGAGCCAAGGAGGACGGCCAAGAUCUCGAAGGGAGUCGAGGUGGUGCUUCCAGUGGGCUGUGAUCCCACAGGUAAAGCUUUGCCCCCUUGCAGUUGGAACGUUGGAGGUCGCCGAGAUUCUGGCAAUUCUUGGAGGCACUACCCAGCUGGCUGCAUGGGUGAUGAUUGUGUGAAGAAGCCGUGGCAUCAGCUCUCAUGGCUGAAGGGCUUUGCCCCGGAAGUCGCGCGCCGCCCUGGGUCGGUCGCGCGAGGUCGGGUGCGGCGUGCGGCGAAAAAAGUGAAGGGAAGGGCGAGCCCAGAGGUCCAGGAUGUCUAGACCAGGCGCAGCUGAGAUCGGCC
Molecule: messenger RNA, 1511 nt
Organism: Durusdinium trenchii
Lineage: Eukaryota; Dinophyceae; Suessiales; Symbiodiniaceae
Source: the annotation of a GenBank genome assembly